CACGCUUGCCCUGCCUCGUUGCCCUGCCCUGCCCUGCCCUGCCUCGUUGCUCCACACUUCACCUUCACCUUCACCUUCACCUCGCAUCACCUCACCUCACCUCACCCUCCUCCCUCUCUCUCACCUCUCUCGCCCUUUCAACCUCUAACCUUGCGCCAGUCACUCGUUUACCUUCCUCGCCCUCCGCCCUCGACACCACCUGGUUCCUCUUCCUUUGUCUCCACCUUGCCGCCGCCGUCGCCAUCCCCAACCAAGUCGAGUGCUCCCUUCCACAUCGCCGGCCGGUGUAUCUACGUCGCUGCGCCGGCCGCUCUCCUCCUCCUUAACCCUCUCCCACCAUGGCCACCAUUACCAAGCGAGACAUCGAGAACGUGGUGCGAACCAUUUUCCGCCGUUGCCAGCUGUGCGAUGACACCACCCCUACAUGUGCCGGCAUCGAAUGCCCCGAGGGCCAGCAAUGUGUCCAACUCUCCACCACGUGCGAUACCUGUGCCAUGGCAUUGUGCCGAACCGACCCCAACAGCGCAGCCGGCCUCGCGCCGCCAGUCGAGCAGAAGAAGACCAAUGUCGGUGCCAUUGCCGGCGGCGCUGUCGGAGGCGCUUUGGCCCUGGCCAUUAUCCUGUUCCUCUUCUACAAGUUCUGUCUGAAGGGCAGGAGGCAGAGAUACCACGAGGAGAACUGGCAGGCCGCAGAGAUGACGAUGCAUGAAAAGGGUCACAACGACGUCGCCUCGCACCGGAGUACCCGCGCCUCCACCUAUACCGUUGCCUCGAUGGCCUCGUCCGUCCUCACCCGCGCAUCCAACAUCAUCCAGAUCGCCUACAUCCCCGGUGUCACGAACCGAUCCGGCCCUGGCUCGCCCGAUGUCCUCGUUCCUCCUGUCCCGCCUAUCCCCGCCAUGUCUCCCUCCUCCCGCAACACGGGCUAUUCCGAGCAGCAUUUCUUCGUGCCCGACAACUUCCGCAACUCGACAGCCUCCGGCUCCACCGCCGACGUCCGCUCCAGUUACGCUCGCACUAGUCUUGCGCCCAGUCUGGCCACCACCAGGGCAAGCGUCGCAUCCACCGUCUACCGACAAAACGCCAUCGUCUCCCCGCUCCCCGCCCAGACCAUCGUCCGAGGAAAGGCGGCCGUCGUUAGCGUCAAGUCGAGCGGCUCCAACAGUCCCAUCGAUACCCCCACCUCGUCCACUCCUCCGGUUCCCAUCAUCGACCCCAAGCACAAUGCAAAGACGCUUCGUGUUCAGAUGCCCGCGCAGGGGAAUUCCAAGCUGAGCCCGUCCAAUUCGGUUCGAAGCACGGCUACGCUGGGCAAGGUGCGCGCUCUCAACAUUACCAAGAGGAAGAACAGCGACGCGACCCCUCCCAAGAGCUCCGAAUCCGACAAGAGCGAACUCACCAACUCGGACACCCUCGUCCCCACGCCUCGUCCCCUCACCGAAGUCUCUGUAGCCUCUACCGACGAUGGCAUGCACGGUCGUGCGCAACGAGCCGGGGAGGUGGAUUCCGAUUCCGACUUGGAUUCUGAUGACGAUCAUUCUCGCGCCCGUCGCUCCCUUCUGCGCAACAGCGCAGCCACGUCGGAGUUGUCCACGUCCCCCGACUCCACCAACUCGCCCUUCUCGGAUGCGCAUUCCAGCAUCUCGUCGUUUGAUCGUCCGCAGUUGGAAACGAGGUUCACGAGCAACAGCGGCGGACUCUAUGCGCCACCCAUGACGCCUAUCCAGGAAGAGUCAAAUAAGCGCGCUAGCGACAGCAACAGCAGCAAGCGAGGCCAAAGUCCGUUUGCUGACGAGAACAAGAGCGAUCUCAAAUGA
Molecule: messenger RNA, 1817 nt
Organism: Periconia digitata
Lineage: Eukaryota; Fungi; Ascomycota; Dothideomycetes; Pleosporales; Periconiaceae
Source: the annotation of a GenBank genome assembly